GGGAGUUGUAGUUUUUACCUCUCUACAUGCAGAGCUCCAUUAUAGUGGAACAGCGUGCGGUUCUUCGCAUGAGUGUUCUAGAAUGCAGUGUAUAAAGUGAAGGUUCUAGCAAUCAAGGUGAGAGUUCUGGCAUGCAGUGUUCCAGGUUCUUAUUCUAACACUCCAGCCAUCAUCCCGAAGCAUGGACAGUAUUGAUGAUGAUGACGAUGUACCCCAGCUCUCCUCUCAUGCUCUGGCCACACUGCAGGAGUUUUACGCAGAACAAGCAGAGCAAAAUACAGAACAUUUGGAACCCGACUACAAGUUUUCUGUUGGUGCUGUAGAAGAGGACUGGCAAUUAAGUCAGUUUUGGUAUAGCGAUGAAACAGCGUUGAACCUGGCAAAGGAGCUGAUACAGGCCUGUGGGGAGAAUGGCAGGAUUGCAUGUGUCAGCACUCCCAGCAUUUACCAGAAGCUGAAAGGACUGUCUGCAGAGAACAUUUCUGUGUGCUUGCUGGAGUAUGACCGGAGGUUUUCUGUGUAUGGGGACGAUUACGUCUUCUAUGAUUAUAAUGACCCUUUAAACUUGCCCGAGAGCAUGGAGAAGCAUAGCUUUGAUCUGGUGAUCGCAGAUCCCCCAUACCUGUCUGAAGAGUGUCUGCGUAAAACCGCCGAAACCAUCAAGUUCCUCGCCAGAAGCAAGGUUCUGCUAUGCACAGGUGCGGUGAUGGAAGAUUUAGCGGCUACCAUUCUUGGGCUGAAGAUAUGCAAGUUUAUCCCAAAGCAUACAAGCAGCCUGGCGAACGAGUUCAGAUGUUAUUCUAACUACCCACUAGGACUUGAUAUCCACAUUUAAUAUUGGAGAGAUAGAGAUUCCAUAUUACAGACGGUGAAUUUGGCUAUACCUAAUGGAAAGACUGUCAGAACUUGUGGGAGUCUUUCGAACUCAUUUCUGUCUCUAAAUAGUAAUUCUGCCUGUUGGGGCUUGACUAUGAUGCCUGUUCUCUAUAGUACCUACUUAUGCUGUGUGACUUAAAGAGUUGAUGGACCUCAGUGAUUGUCCUCGGACCAUUGGCCAAUGUAACCGCAAAUAUUUUGAACCCUAAGUAAACUAUUAUUAUUUUAAUUAUAAUUGGUGCAGGAUCAAAUUAUUUGAAAGAGUUAUAAGAUGUUGACUGAAGAGACAUUCUAGGAUAAAAAGUACAAACCACUUAUCUGAUAAAGCUUCAUGUACAGAAUUACUUGACUUUUGUUGUUGUUUUGUUUUUGUAUGGUUCUCAUGAAAGCUUCUUGAUCUUUAGGCCCAUUCCCUCCUCUUCCUUGUUUGAGAAGUAGUGAUGACUGUGCAGUGUCUAUGGAUCCUAAUGAUGAAUUAUCUCUAUAAUGCAUGCGAAUGAUGGACUGUAAAUCCACAAUCAUUUUUAAUAAAUACCGUUGGCACUUACUUC
Molecule: messenger RNA, 1427 nt
Organism: Pelobates fuscus (common spadefoot toad)
Lineage: Eukaryota; Metazoa; Chordata; Amphibia; Anura; Pelobatidae
Gene: EEF1AKMT1
Product: EEF1A lysine methyltransferase 1
Exons: 5
Coding region: 182-835 (217 amino acids)
Biological process (GO): methylation
Molecular function (GO): nucleic acid binding; protein-lysine N-methyltransferase activity
Source: RefSeq, a predicted model, not a curated record